Raphanus sativus (radish) is the source of this 999-nucleotide messenger RNA. Its product is annotated as thymidylate kinase. Gene Ontology annotation, cellular component: mitochondrion; nucleus; cytoplasm. Lineage: Eukaryota; Viridiplantae; Streptophyta; Magnoliopsida; Brassicales; Brassicaceae. The transcript has 4 exons. The record is from RefSeq and is a predicted model, not a curated record. Gene Ontology annotation, molecular function: ATP binding; dTMP kinase activity. Gene Ontology annotation, biological process: dUDP biosynthetic process; dTTP biosynthetic process; dTDP biosynthetic process. The coding region runs from base 117 to 881 and encodes 254 amino acids.
UUCUUCAACUCUACCAAAAACCUAAGCCUCACUCUCUCCGACUCUUUUUUGUCGAUCUCCUUCUCCAGCAGCUACAAUCCGGCGACAUUUCACCCUCCUCGACGAACCUCCUGUUGAUGUUUCGGACGAGUAUUGGUUCCAGUUUCAGAGCUUUAGCAUUCCCGCCAAGAUCCUUCAACUAUCUCCCGCGUUCACCACUCAAGCGUUCAUCAGUUCGGAUGGAGAAUCUCACCUUUUCUUCCGAACCUACCGCGAAGCCGAGAGGUGCUUUGAUAGUCGUAGAAGGUCUUGACCGCAGCGGCAAAUCAACGCAGUGCGCUAAGCUACGCUCUUUCCUGGAGAGUUCAGGUCAUCCGACAGAGCUCUGGAGGUUUCCCGACAGAGAGACAAGUGUCGGUCAGAUGAUAUCCGCCUACUUAUCCAACAAGUCUCAGUUAGAUGAUCGCACCAUUCAUCUCCUCUUCAGCGCCAACCGUUGGGAAAAGAGGUCGUUGAUGGAGGAGAAGCUUAAGACGGGAACUACGCUUAUCGUUGAUCGUUAUUCUUAUUCUGGUGUGGCUUUCUCAUCGGCUAAAGGGCUCGGGAUGGAGUGGUGCAAGGCGCCGGAAGUCGGGUUGCUGGCGCCGGAUUCUGUGGUAUACCUUGACAUUUCGCCUGAGAGAGCUGCUGAGAGAGGUGGAUAUGGAGAUGAGAGGUACGAGAGAGUUGAUUUUCAGAGGAAAGUUGCUGGCUUUUAUCAAACUCUACGUGAUUCUUCUUGGAAGAUUAUCGAUGCGGGGGAGAGUAUGGAGGAAGUAGAGAAGAAGAUUCAACAGGUGGUGUUGGAUAAAGUUCAAGAGUGUGCUCAUGGAAAGUCUCUUUCUCUCCUCUGGUCAUCUUGAUGAUUUUUUAACAGGAAAUCCAGUCUUGUAGAAUGUUUGUGUUAUGGUGUUGAUUAUACCAAGUUUGUGUGAUUUUGAAAGACUACUAUUAUAUCAACGUAAUACGUAUUUUGCAUAA